Molecule: messenger RNA, 612 nt
Organism: Saxophila tyrrhenica
Lineage: Eukaryota; Fungi; Ascomycota; Dothideomycetes; Mycosphaerellales; Extremaceae
Exons: 2
Coding region: 1-612 (203 amino acids)
Source: RefSeq, a predicted model, not a curated record
AUGAGUGAAGAGUCCACGGCAACCAACGUUCAGGCGGCAACACCACCAUCCGAUGCAGCGGCACCACCAACCGCACCAGCCGCAGCACCGCCAGUCCCAGUGCCUCCAGCACCACCAGCACUACCACAAACUACACCAACAGACCCAACAGCCGCACCCACAUCGACCCCCAGAACCCCAACCCGCCGAGCCCCAACCCCCAUCCUCAUAGCCAAAAUCCUAACCAUCGUCCUCCAAAACGGCACAGCAGUCGCCCUGCACCAACCCCGCCCCAACAGCGUAACCACCCUCAACACCUUCCGCGCGCACCUCCUCUCGGAUCCCUUCUUCGACCCCACAUUCAAACCCGACGAGCUCGCGCAGCGCACCCGACCAGGUUGGAUCCUGUUCAUGGACCUGGUGGUGUUGCUGGCGAAGCUGAUGCGGGUGUUGAUGCGGAACGAUGAUUCGUUGAGCGAGGGGGAGCUGGCGGAGCGAAUUGCGGUGCGGAAUGCGUGUUUGGAUCAGCCGUUUUUUCAGCGGUGGACGGGGAGUAGUGCGAGGCCGUUUAGUGAUGAGGCGGUGGAGGAUGAGGGGUGUCUUGGAGAGAUGCUGAAGAAGAGUGAAGGGUAG